Molecule: messenger RNA, 1815 nt
Organism: Magnusiomyces paraingens
Lineage: Eukaryota; Fungi; Ascomycota; Dipodascomycetes; Dipodascales; Dipodascaceae
Exons: 1
Coding region: 1-1815 (604 amino acids)
Cellular component (GO): membrane
Molecular function (GO): ATP hydrolysis activity; ABC-type transporter activity; ATP binding
Source: RefSeq, a predicted model, not a curated record
AUGGCUACUCUUUCAUGGUCUGAUUUGAACGUCACGACUAAAGACAAUGUCGCUAUUGUCUCAAAGUCCAACGGUUUAUGCCCCGCAGGUCACAUUAUAGCUCUCAUGGGCCCCUCAGGUAGUGGUAAAACUACUCUCCUUAACUCUCUUGCCUCCAGAGAUAUGGGUUCAGCAAUCAAAGUCCAUGGAGAUGUGGAAUACUUAUAUCAAGGUCAAGAGUCACCUCAAAAACUUUCUGCAGUUUCUACAUAUGUCGAACAGGAAGAUCAUCUUAUCGGUUGUCUUACAGUCAAGGAUACACUAUGGUACACGGGUGAGCUCUCUGGACUGAGUGGUGCCAUUCUCAAAGACCAGGUUGAGUAUCUCCUCAAUGCCUUUGGUCUUAAAGGCCAAUCAGACAUUCUUGUAGGAACUCCUAUUCAAAAGGGUAUCUCAGGUGGUCAAAAACGUCGUCUUACUGUUGCAAGUCAGCUUAUGAGAAACCCUAAAGUCAUUUUCAUGGAUGAACCUACAUCAGGUCUUGAUUCUAAGGCUUCGUUUGAAAUUAUUUCUCACAUGAAAAACUAUGCCCAUGAACAUGGCGCUAUUGUCAUUGUUUCCAUCCACCAGCCUUCUACCUCAACAUUUGAUUUGUUUGACGAAGUUGUGUUUCUUAGUAAAGGUCGUACCGUUUAUAAUGGGCCAGUCAAGGAGGUUGUUGAAUAUUUUAAAAACAUUGAUAUGGAGAUCCCCCAGUACUACAACCCAGCAGAAUACAUUCUUGAAGCCAUUUCCACCGACUUUGGCUCUGGCGACAACACCAAUGAUAUUUCGGAUUUAGUUUCCAAAUGGGAAGACUAUAACAACAGAAAUGGAGAAAAAACAAUUCAACAAAUCCUCGAACCACACGAAACUCAUAACUCUCUUUAUGAAAAACCAGAAUCUAAAAGACACACCUUUGGAUGGAGAAUAAAACAUGUUUCAAACGUCACUUGGAUUCUUUCACGCAGACUUUUGGUCAAGGCUCGCCGAGAUGUAUUUGCUUAUAUUCUUCGAAUCUUUAUGUACCUUGCGCUUGCUAUUUUAAUGGGUACAGUGUGGCUCCGACUUAACCACAAUCAAGACAAUAUUUCUUCAUAUGUUUCUGCCUUAUUCUUUUCCGGUGCUUUCAUGUCUUUCAUGGCUGUCGCCUAUAUCCCCGUUUAUAUUGAGGAUUAUAUGAAUUUUAAAAAGGAAGCCAGAAACAAUCUUUAUGGUCCUCUUCCAUUUAUGAUUUCUAACUUUUUGGUUGGUUUACCAUUUUUGUUUGUCAUUACCGUCGUCUUUUCUGCUUUUGCAUACUGGAUGGUCAACCUGAAAAAUACUGCUGAAGGUUUCUUUCGUUUUAUCUUGUGGUUGUUCCUUGACCUUCUUGCUGCUGAAUCUAUGGUUGUUUUGAUUUCCUCAUCUAUCCCCAUUUUCAUUGUUGCUCUGGCUUUGACUGCCUUUGCCAACGGUCUAUGGAUGGCUGUUCAGGGAUUCUUGGUCCCAGCCACUAUUCUUAAUCCCUUUUGGUAUUAUACCUUUUAUUGGAUUGAUUAUCAGCGUUAUGUGUUUCAUGGCAUGAUGAUUACCGAGUUCAAAGACAGUAUUUAUAACUGUGAUGCAGACUGUAACUGUGCCUAUGUUAGUGACCUGGCUAGCGAGUGCAAGAUUAGAGGUGAGGCUGUUCUUCACUCGGUGGGUAUUUCCGACCACUCUGCCAGUAAGGUUGGCCAGUGGGUUGGUAUUAUGAUUGUCAUUAUUUUUGUUUACAGAGUGCUUGGUUACUUUGCUCUUAAGUACCAUGUCAAAUAA